Molecule: messenger RNA, 3117 nt
Organism: Mesocestoides corti
Lineage: Eukaryota; Metazoa; Platyhelminthes; Cestoda; Cyclophyllidea; Mesocestoididae
Source: the annotation of a GenBank genome assembly
AUGGACACUGAUAGGGAGUCCUCCUACUUGUCUCUCGUUCUAAGUCGUGAAAGUCUUGUGACAUGGAUUUCACAGACGCGCUGGAUGCUGUCGAUUUGCAUAAAGUAUUUCAUGGUGCUUAAUCCUGCCAACGGAUCCGACUCAACAAUGAUCACAGUGCUUUUGUCUUUUGUGCUAACUCUAACAAAUUGCAACCAAUGGAAAAUUUCGAAAGAUGAUACGUUAAAGCCAGCAUUGACUGCCAUUACCAAUUCAUUUAUAAGCCAUAUAGUCGAUUGUGGGUUUUAUCCGGCUCUCAAGCAACUGCUUCUUAAAGGUCUGGCCCUUCACCUACCCGUUCUCACUCAACUAUCGUUGACCGGUAUCUUCACUUUAUCCAUGCGGCCACUGCUUGUGUUCGACUUCUCCUCGCACUAUAUCUGUCUUUUCGUCCUCCACAUUCUUUCAGUCCCCGGCUUUGUGUUGCACAUAAAUUCCCUCGCCCACGAGGCCUAUGAUGUAAUUGUUCGGGAGAAAUUGUGCUCUCGCAUCAUUCUCUUUCUCUCCGAGAGUCCCCAAAACCUGGAGAUUAUAUUCAAUGACCUCGAGGGCUCCUAUGCUCUGUGUCUCAUAGCUAAUCUAAUUCAACUCAGUCUCUUGGAAGUCGAUGUGCUUGUCGACCACUGUGAAGAAUUUUGCGUCGUGCUGUCGAAGCUGCUGCACAGACUUGGUGGCUAUGUCGGACAGAAGAAAUCCAACCUCACCUGCUGGCAUCCAAUUCUGGGCUGGUUUUCUCAACCCCUCGACAAUUACCUUCAAGCAGCCGCACCUCAUGUGACAAGCCAACUGCACUUGCUUUGGCACGGUCGAAUGGUCCGCCUUCUGUUCGCCGACCUUUACCAACAAGAGGGCCUGGACGAGUCGGAACAGGCGUGCGCAACACCGCGUGCCUCCACGUCCACCGCCGCGGCCGCUCCGUCACGUCCGCAGCGCAUCCGACCCAACGAGCAAACAGCCGGCGAACGCAAGGCCAUUGAGGGCCUCCUGCCAGCCAAUCCGCCGAGUUUCGUGUCCCGCCACCACCGCAAGGGCCUCUCGGAUCGCCUCGGUCUGGGCCACUUUCUGCGUCAACUAGCCGGCCACGUCCCCGCGCUGAGGGGCGGCGGUGGUGGUGGGGGCGGUAGCGGUGCGCUGCCCAACUACGCUCAUCACCAGGCGCGUGCGCACGGCGUUCCGGGUCCCGAGGCCCUACCUGUCAGCAUCAAAGCCGUGUGCAUGCUCUACUGCUUCACCAUCGGAUCACUUAGAGAGAUUCGAAAUGACAUCUUGGCAGGCCUCACGCUGGGUGACCUGUUGCCGCGAAUGUGGCGUCUCAUCAGCCGGGCGGGCGGCGUGCGCGAUUGGGCGCCCCUCCUCACCGCGCCGAAGGCCGGCUGGCAACUCGUGCCGCACUCCGCCCACCUCCUACACCUCUUCGCCGCCGCCGCCUCCAACCUCCUCAUCAUUCUGGACGACGUGGAGGUCUUCGAGAAGCAGAAGGCAUUUGAACUGGAGGAGUUAAUGGCGAUCGCAGACUUCUUCAACUACCUCAUCUACGAAACGGUCCUUCUGGUGCCAGACCCGCCACCGACCGCACAAGACGAGUGCCUUCAGACGUCCGCGUCCUCCAACCCCACCGUCUUCAACAUCUGCCUCCGCCUGCUCGGCAUCCUCUACAAUCGUGACGGGCGUCACAAAUUCACACCGAACAAUUUUUGGCUCAUCCGUGGCGUCAGACCCUCCGCCUUCAUGUCGGAUUUGCGCAAGGAGAAGGUACACGCCACAUUCCUGCUCAAGCACGUGCCGCAUAUCAUUCCAAGGAAGGAGCGAGUGAUGCUUUUCCGGGAGUUGGUCAGAGCGGACAAGGCGGCCCUGGGCGUGCUCACCCAGACCAACUGCAUGCUCGACAGCUCUGCGGUCGGCGCCGUCGUCAUGAUCCAUCGCAACCGCAUCGUUGAGGACGGGUACCAACAGCUGGCCAACCUAAGCCCCACUCAACUCCGCAUGAAGAUCCGGGUCCAGUUUAUCAAUGCUCUGGGUCUUGACGAAGUCGGUAUCGACUUGGAUGGCGUGUUCAAGGAGUUUCUGGAGGAGACACUGCGCCGGGUCUUCGAUCCAACGCUGAAUCUCUUCCGCGCCACCACUGACCAGCGUCUCUACCCCUCGCCCACGUCGCACAUUCAAGAGAGCCAUUUGCAGCUCUUCGAGUUUGUCGGCAAACUCUUGGCCAAGGCUGUCUAUGAGGGUAUCAUCGUGGACGUGCCUUUCGCCAACUUCUUCCUCACCCAAGUCCUCGGCAGACAACGCGCCAGUUGCUACAGCUUCUUGGACGAACUCUCAACCCUCGAUCGGGACCUCUACAAGAGCCUCACGUACAUCAAGCACUACGACGGCGACAUCUCCGACCUCGAGCUGACCUUCUCCUUCGACGAGGACUGCCUCGGCCAGAUCGUGGUGCACGACCUGGUCCCAGGUGGCCGCUACCUCACCGUCACCAAUGACCUGAAAAUAAGCUACGUGCACCGAAUGGCCAUGUUCAGGAUGUACAAGCAGAUUCGCGCCCAGACGGCCAGCUUCAUUCGUGGCUUCUACCUCAUCAUCAACCCCGACUGGUUGAGCAUGUUCUCGCCUUCGGAGUUGCAACAGCUGAUCUCCGGUGACUCCGUUCUAAUAGACCUCGACGAUCUCAGGCAACACACGAAGUACUCGGGCGGUUUCUACAACAACCAUCGUGUAAUCAGUUGGCUGUGGGACAUCCUAAAGAAGGACUUCUCCGACGAGGAGCGGAGCCUCUUCCUGAAGUUCGUGACGAGUUGUUCGAAGCCCCCGCUUCUGGGAUUCGCCUACCUGGAACCGCCCUUCUGCAUCCGCUGUGUGCAGUACACAAACGAGGACCAGGAUGUCGGCGACACUCUGGGCUCGGUGUUGAAGGGUUUCUUCGGCUUCGGCAGCCGCCGAGGUGGAGAAGAGCAAGCGCGUCUGCCUUCAGCGUCGACGUGUUUCAAUCUCCUCAAACUGCCCAACUACGCCUCACGAUCCAUUCUUCGCGAUAAGCUACGCUACGCCAUACACUCCAAUGCUGGCUUUGAGCUUUCGUAG